This is a messenger RNA of Mercenaria mercenaria, 8377 nucleotides long. RefSeq names its product cell adhesion molecule-related/down-regulated by oncogenes-like. The coding region runs from base 608 to 3691 and encodes 1027 amino acids. Gene Ontology annotation, cellular component: plasma membrane; axon. The transcript has 18 exons. The record is from RefSeq and is a predicted model, not a curated record. Gene Ontology annotation, molecular function: protein binding. Lineage: Eukaryota; Metazoa; Mollusca; Bivalvia; Venerida; Veneridae. Gene Ontology annotation, biological process: axon guidance; cell-cell adhesion; nervous system development.
AAGUGUGAUCAAACAGUUAGUGACAAGCUCUUGUAGCUAACGGAUUUAUUAUAGCUAAAAGUACGACAAUUAAAGUAGAAAAUAGGGCAAAAACUGGAAAUUCGGAUAAUUCAUUAAUUUCUCUUUAAAGGAUUUAGGAUAAACUCAAUUUUUGAGAGAGGUUUUAACGAAAAUAUGUGCAGAAUUGUGUUUACAUUACACAAACGUGUUAAUGUUUUUGAAUGAAACGUUACAAUUUUAUACUGGGGUAAAUAAACAGUCUGCACUUGCAAACAUACUUUUUCUUUUUAUAGCAACAGGGGCACAGCAUAUGUGUUGUUUAUAAUCGGAGAAAUUGUUUAUAUUGAAUAGCGGAGAUCAAGUGGCUGUUAUAUAUUGUUACAAGGUUUAUCAGAAAGCAAGUGUUUUUUUUUUUACUGAUCGGAUUAUGUUGUGGAAAAACGGUAACUUUGAAAGGUUUUAAAUUAUUUGCUGCAUGAAACUACAAGAAUGGAUUAAUCAGCAGAACAGCAAGAGUCAAUAAAGAUGUAGUUUACAUAAAAUCAAGACUGAUGUGCGGGUACUACCGAGUGAACGUUGGUUCUUUUAUGAACAACUCGGACAAAACAUGAGCAGUUCCUUGCUGACACGGACACCGCUCAUCGAGCUAGCUAUACUUUUGGCGAUAUUUGUUACGGCAUGGGCAACAAGUGAUAUGAUUCCACAUUUUACUGUUGAGCCAUCUUCUGCAGUAGUAUCCCAGAAUUCACCUACAACUUUAUCAUGUCGUGUUGAACCGUCGAGUUCAGUUGUACGAUGGAAAUUCAAUGGUGAAUACUUUGAAGAAAACAACCCAUAUGGAUUUAAACAAAUAGGAAUGGAUUUACACUUGACUUCCCUACCAGAUAACGGGCAUGAAUCUACGUUUCAGUGUGUAGCACAGAGCACGCUAGGAACCCUUCUCAGCGCACCAGUUAAAAUUUCUAAAGCAGUAUUGAGGAAGUUUGAAGACCGAGGUGACCUUCACCUGAAUGUGUCGGAAGGUUCAAAUCUUGUGAUUCCUUGCCAGCCCCCAUACAGUCGGCCUCGAGUGAAAGUUUUGUACAAAUAUAACCAUUCUACCAUCAUUGAAAAAGAUACAGAUCAUUAUAAAAUCCUUCCAUCGGGUAACCUGCUGAUAGUUAAAGUGACAACCGCUGACCAGGGCCAGUAUCAGUGUAUGGCCCAGAACACGUUACGUAACCGAACACGCACAGCCAAACAUAGCAUCCACGUUCAUGUACUAAACACUGCAGUUCCAAGACACGAUCCAGCAGUGAUUAUGCCUUCAACAAAGCUGCAAGCAUUGCUUGGUGAUGAUGUUGUACUAGAAUGUUCUGCCAUCGGCAAUCCACAACCUGUGAUCUCUUGGGAGAAAUACGGUGGCUCCCUCUCUGAAGGAAGAUACCGUCUGCAGCAUGGGAAUUUGUAUCUGGACAAGGUAACGUUAGAAGAUGAAGGAACCUACCUCUGCAAGGCAAACAACGGCAUCAAUUCUCUUAUGUUAGAUGGUCUAAAGGCAAUGGUGCUUGAAGUAUUAGAACGUCCAAUAAUACAGAGUGUAAAUCCAGUAAUUAAUGUGAGUCUAGGUGGUCUGAUAGAGUUAAUGUGUAUCGUACGAGGAAAACCGCGGCCCCAGAUCACAUGGUACCAUGAUGGAAACCUUCUCAAGGCUUUUAAUGGAGAAUCCCGAUUGUUUAUACGUAAUGCUGAGGCGAGUCACCAAGGCUUGUAUCAAUGUUUCGCUGAGAACAGUGUGGGAAUCAGCCAUUCUUCAAUGAUAGUAAAUGUGGAUGUGACAAAGCGUGACUCGGGUUCAUUAACACUGUCAGAUCAAAAUGUUACUAAAGUGCCAUCUAGUGAUGAACUGCUGGACAAAAAUGAAACUUCUGCUGGUCGGGAGUCCAAACGUCGAAAAGAUUCAAAACGAAAGUCCAAACGAAGAAAAAAUAGAAAGAAAAAACAGAGGCAUAGAAAUAAAGCCAGAAAUUUAGAACCAGUAAAAUUAGUUCCACCAAGCAAGCCAGAAGUGAACCAGUUAUCAGACACGUCUGUCAUGUUGAACUGGACAGUACCGGAAAAUGAUGGUUUACCAAUUACAUUCUUCAAAGUACAGUACAAGAAAGUCGCUCCAAAGAAAGGAAGCUGGGUCACUGAUGAUAUUAAAAUUGACAGUCAAGUACGAACCUUCGAAGUUAGAGGUCUAAAACCUAGAUCCACAUACAAGUUUCGUAUAGCGGCUGUUUAUACAAAUGACGAUAAUGAAAUAGGAGAAAAUUCGGACAAGUUUGAGAUGAAAGUUGAUCCGGUUCCUGAAGCAAAGCCACCGAGCAAGGCACCGAACAUUGUACAAGUGAUUCCGAUAGACUAUAAAGAGAAUCAUGGUCUCAACGUACACUGGCAGCACAACGUUGUGACGUUGACUCCUAUAGAAGGUUUCUAUAUCUACUACAAGCCAUUUCAUGCAGAAAAGGACCCAUUCCAGAAUGUUACCUUGCUUGAGCCCAGCGUGCGAUCCCAUCUCCUCACUAACCUGUUUCCCGGCACAGAAUACCUCAUCAGAAUGCAGUCCUUUAAUGGAGUGGGAGACAGUCCAUACAGUAACGAAGUUGUUGAACGAACUAAAGGUUCUGGUGGGCCCUAUGACAAUCCACAAUUCCCACAAAUUAAGCCUGAAGAACCGACAAAGAAUCCUUCACCAGUUCCACCCACAAGCAAUGAUCCUGAGGUAAAAGACGAUGAUACAAAUCGUAGCACUCGUACAGGAACACAAGCAAGCAGUGAAAAUUUGUACAUGAUUCUCGGAAUAGUUCUAGGUGUAAUGAUGCUGCUGUUGAUCGUAUUCAUGUUCAUGUGUUGGUGGAAACAGCGGCAGCAGCGAAGACAGCUGGAUGCUAUGAAUGACGCAGUGCGUAACAAAUUCCAGGACCCGUCACAGAGAAUAUAUGCGGAUAGUUUACGCAAGAAGAUGUUAAACGGAGGUCUUGCAAUUAACGGUAUUAACGGGACGAUAGCGAAUGGCCAUAUACCUCGUAAUUAUCAUAACAUGAACAUUAAUGUAAAUCCAUUAUCGGAGUUAGAGCCCCUGAACUCUACGGAUGGAUCUAAUCAUUAUUCUCCCUCAAGUUUUCGUCCAAAUGGGACCCUCCCCUCCCAUCAUCGGACAAGUGACAAUAAUUGCAAUAAUAUUAACCAAUCAAAAAGCCUGCAGAAUUCUCUGCAGCAUUUAAACCACCAUAAUACCCCUAGUUCUGGGGAAGGGGAGACUUUAGGCAGCGGGGAAUCAAUGGCGAAUCCCCCAUCGCCGAUGUGUAAAAAUGUGCCAAUAGGUCAUAAUAGUGAUGCGCUUGAUAGACGCUCUUUAUCAAAUAGGUCAUGUGACCAUGGGUCAUGUGAUCCCUGUGACAGUUCUUUAUCUUACGAUGAUACGGGUGGUGUAUAUAGUAGUGGUCGUCAUCGGAAACGGCGGCGGCGAGGACAGUGUAAAGAACAAACGACUAAAGAUCAAGCUACAAACACGGAUUUAAGCAGUAACGACGGCACGAUGGAGUUGUCGGAGAGUAACAAAGCGAUAUCAUCAUCACAGGAGUCUGGUCAGCUUGCUGAUAAUACUCAAAUUGUUAAGACAAACUCUGAAAGUGAAGACUUAGUUCCGUGUUCUAAUGCUGUAUGACCUCAGCUGUACGGACAUUCUACUUACGCAAUCUGCAAUAUUUUAUUUCACCUGAGAUUCUAACGAGAAUUUCUUUUUCAAGAAUGGCAGACUUCUUGAUGGAUUUAUGCAAUGGAGUUGUGCAUUGAGUUUUCAAAUCCCUCAGGAAUUUUUUUUUUCAAAAUAAACUGAAUUAAAAAAUGCAUUUUGUGCAUCAAGUGAAAUAUUCAGCAGAAAACGGACUGCUGCAAUCUGAUUGGUGCUUAAUCAUGUGAUAAUGUUGAAUACCAAAUAAUGCAUUUUGUGUUGACACAAAACACUUUCUACAGAAGGAGGCUGCCGUUUGAUAAUCAGUGAAGUGGUUUACCAAGCGGGGAGAGAUAAAUCAAAGGCUCUGCGGGUGAAAAUUUAGCCAAAGACGGAACAAUAAAAAUUCUCAUCAGAGAAAUAGCUGACUAAAUCUUUGACUAACUUUCAUUAUUCGGUGUACAUUUUCAGUUAACUAGCAAACCUAAUUCCAUUUUGUCAUCUGAAAGUCAAAUAGAGAAACUAUAGUGAUUAGAAAAAUUCAGUGCAUCAAAUGACAUUAGUUUACUCGAGGAAUUCAGCCUCGUGUCUUUCUUUCUGUUAUGAAGAUAUGCAAGUUAUUUAUAUAGUAUUUAUUAGGGUUAUACCAAAGAAACCAUUUAAUUGGGAAAUAAAAAAAAUCAAAUCUCCAUUUUUUAAAUAAACAUGUGCAUUUCUGACCAUUGAGUACAUACAUAUUUUUCGUUGACAUGUCUUUAAAAUUGGACAUGACCUUUUUGUUUGAAUCUGUACUAAACAGAAUCUUUUGUAUGGUUAGUAUUUAUUUUGGAAAAAAAGUGUUUUGAACUACAAGAAAAAUUACAAUGAAAAUUACCAGUAAUUAGUACAAUUAUAUAUUCUGUUGUUACAUAAACUGCAGACUUUGAGUUCAAAUUUUGAUGAAAUACGUAUAUAGCUUCUUUGAAGAUUUAUCACAAGAAAUUGUUUACAAGGUAUAACUUAAAUUAAAAUAAAAAUACUCAUGAUAAAUGGCAGCUGUUGACGAAUCUCACAAAUAUAAGAUUGUAUAUUGUACAGUAGAUUAAGUAUAUUAUUUUCAAAUCUUUGAUUUCUGUCAACAACUCUGAAUUAAGAAGUUAACAAAAGCAUCCAUAAAAAUUAACUAAAUUACUAGUAUUUAUAUAAAGUAAAGGCAGAAUAGUUUGGUCUUUGACUUACAGCUAGAAAUUUUCACAAUUGUUGAUACUUGUUAGUGUUGUGAAUUUUACCUCCUGUGCAGUAUUUAAGGUAUAAUUAUGUACACCACUUACUUUUGAAAUCCUUGUUUCUUAUGGUAUUUUAUCUGAAGGAAAAGACAUUCUUGCAUUUGACUUUAGUAUACUUCAUUACAGUUACUUUUUGUUCUAUUAUUAAUCAUAUAAAAACUUAGUUUCAAGUUUGUAAACCAGACUCAAAACUUUGGAUUCUGAUUGGCUGAUUCUGACCUCAAGUUGGAAAUUGACCAAUCACAAAGCAACAUUCUGGGACUGGUUCCCAAACUCAUUUUACAACCUUGGAACCAGAUCUGACAUGAAAAGACAAAAUUAAUAGUCUUAAGAGUUUUUUUUAUUGAAAAUAUCUGUUUUAUACUUAUUUGCAUAUUUUGUAUAAACCAUUCAGAACAUUAUGCUGGAUUAUAUAGACAUCAUGGUUUAAAGAUUGACAUAAAUUAAGUGUGUUAAAAAGUUUAAAGACAUUUUGUUUUGUAUACUGUUAAAGAGUAGUAAUUUCUUAUAAAGCAGUGUGUGUUUUUCUUGAGGUAGACACCGUUCUUCAUGCCUCUGUUUUACAAAGAUAGGGGCAUUUCUUUACAGUGUAAUUUGUAUUUAUGUAUACGAUUUAUGUGUUGAAUUACGCACUGAUUUUGAGGCCAGGAACUACUUAAAUUAUUUUAAAAUAUGCUGUUGUAGAUAUAGGCUGAAAAUCCUUUUUCAGAUGAAAAUGCAUCGAGUAUAAAUAUCUGUAUAUUGACGGGACUUCUUUUCAAACGAUUAUUCAGAAAGCCCGAAAUAUAUGGAAAAAUGGUAACGCACUAAUAAUGAAGUUACUUAAACCGCAAGGUGGUUCUGUUUUUUGCUGGAGCACUUGCAUACUGGUGUAUAAUCUUUACCUCUGAAAAUAAAACGCUCUGAGUAACACGUCACUUAUAAAACGUUCAUAGAAAGUAGUCUGGUCAGAAAAUCAGUGAGUAGAUUUAGUGAUUAAAGGGUAAAGUUGCGCAAUGCAACCUGGGUAUUUGAUGGUACGUUUAUAAUGAACUAUAACGAGAAUUAACUUUGUGUUUCUGUUAAUCAUUAAAUUAUAUAUUGUUGUAUUUGUCUGUGUUCUUGUUCAGAGUUCCAUAAUAUUGACAGUGGUGUAGAUUUUGUAAUAAAAAGUCAUAAACUACUUCUUAAUAGUAUUAAAGUUUGUGGGAACAUAGUACGUUCCUUCAUGUUUUUUUUCUUCAUAAAGAUUUUUCAAAAAAAUAGCUGGUCAAAAUAAAGAAAUUUUGUAAUGAUGUUGAAAAUCUAAGAAAUAGCCAAGAUCAGAUUUUUGUACAAAUCUUUUAUAUUUUAACUAUAAAUGGUGUCAGUUACGUAUUUUCGUUCAUUAUUGAAUUCAAAAUCAUUAAAAAACAACUGAUCAUUUGAAAGUAUUUAGAAUUAAUUAAUAUCGGGGAUACUAAAAAAAGUUUUUAAAUUUUGUUUCUGAGAACAGUCAGCUUGAAAAGGCAUUUUGAUCUCAUAUUUAGUGUCUUCUUUUUUGUUUGGUUUCACUUUAGACUAAAUAUUCUUAAAUUACUUAUUUUCUGAUCAUUCCAGAGAAAUCUUCUGGCAAAUCAGUUGAUAAAGUAGAAAAAAAUGUUAAAAAUGCUUGUUAACAGACUGACAAAAAAUGUUUUCUUAGUUUACAAGCUUAAAGUGUAUAUUGUAUAAACCUGAUAUUCAGUAUUAUAUGUUCAUACGAAAUGUUUGGUUGCUAUGGAAACACUUCAAGAAAGCCUUGUGAUUUUACUUUUACCCAAAUCUGGAAGAAAUAUUUAACCUUUACCCUGCUGUAUUUCUAAUCAUUCAGAUUGGGCAGUACCACUUUUGAUUCAAAGGGGCGUUCACUAAAAAUUUACUGAGUGAAUAGCGAACAGUGCAGAUCAUGAUCAGCCUGCAUAGAUGUGCAGGCUGAUCUUGGUCUGCACUGGUCGCAAAGGCAGAAUCCCUUGCCGCUAGCAGGCUAAGUAAUUGUAGUUAAAAAUAUCUUAAGAAAGUAGGGAAAUUUGUUACCAUAGCAACAAAACUUUUUUUUUCACCACACCACACAUUUAUUGUGUGUACAGAAGUGUGAUCAUUCAAUGUUGAAUGUAAAUGAAGUUUGAUCAUACGUAUUGUUUAAAUGAAACAUUAUAUAAUUAUGUUAUAUUAACAUACUAAAUGCACAUAUCAAAAUUUCUUAGAAUAAUAUUGAAAUGUUCUAUUGUUAUAAUUUGGAAAAUCUUGUUUAUAAAACCAAGCAGGUGAAUGAAUUCGUCAAAAUUUUUGUUAAAAAUUAUAUUAGUUUUGUUAUUUUUUAAAUGGAUACAAUUACAGUUUUAUUUCUAGAAUUACCAUGUCUUGCACGGGGGAGUCAUUUCUAUGUGAAUUUACGCAUAUUCUUCAGUGUUUCCAAAACAUAUGUAUGAUCAUUCUGUCAUUUUCAGAGAAUAUAUGUGAUCAUUGCAUCAUCAAAUGUUAACAUAUGUGUGGUCAUACAGACUAUUUGUAUAUGAUUUAAAUGAAAAAUGUGAUAUUUUAGAUUUGUAUUGUGUAUGUGCGUGUGCGAUCGAGGGUAUGCGAGUAGGAAUGAAUGAGAACAUCUCCCAGAGUGUUGGAAUUUCUUUACAGCUCACCUUCAAAAUGUUCAUUCUCUAGAAGUUGAGAUUUCUUACAUGUAUGAGUACACCACAUGUACAUGUAUAAUAUAUUUUGUUAUAUACCUAUGGUAAACAAAUUCAGUAUAUCGAAUUUUUAAACAAAUUUACGCAUACACAUUUAUAAAACACUGGUAAAAUCUAAUUUUGGCGUUCAAAAAUGUGUAUAUUUACUGUGUAUUGUGUCAUUAGAUUGAUUUUCGGCCAUUUUACAGCAGACGCUUUGUAUUUACUAAACAUAUGAAAGUGUACACGUUCUAUUGGAAAACUCAACUUUCGUUAGGUCAUCAAAAUCUGUUAUAAUAGGAGAAUCGUGUCCAUUGAAUAUGCAGUUACAUUCAUGAUCAUUAUAUUACAUCCUAGGUACACUCUUGCAUAAUAUUUUGACAUAAUUAUAUGCCAUGGGACAGGCUCUAACAACUAGAUAUCCAGCAAAUCAAGCGGUUCCGUUUCUUUAGAUUUGGUUUACCUUCAAGCUUUUAACCUGUUUGAAAAUAAUAGAUAUUUCCUUUUUUUUUAAAACGGAACAAAAAGAUUAUUUGAUUUAAUUCAUUUCAGAUUUUUUUUGUGACAAGAGAAAAUUAAAUUUUGCAAGUAGCUUUAUAUGCCUAGAGUCUGUGCUUGAUUAUGUAUAUAGGUGAAUUCAUAACUUUUAAACAAAUCACAUUGGCCAGUACUCUUCAUUCUUCUUUCUAUCACAAAGUACAUUGUGUAGAAGUGUUAAAUUUUAUAUCAAGAAUCUCAUACGUUGUAUUGAU